CUCUCAACCUCCACGGCCGGGCACCCCGUCCAACAUUGCCACCACUACAAAAUGCCGUCCCUAACACGCUUUGGUCUCGUGGCCCUGGCCUCUUCUCACAGCAUUUAUGCCUCACCGCUUGUCCCUCUUGAGACAACGCAAACAGUGAGUCGGAUCGACGACCGAUCGUUCGACGAAGCAGGCUUCAUCCACCUUGUCGACUGCCACCCAUUAGAAGAGGCACCAACGAACUCGACACAGAGCUGGAUGUCACUCGUAAUUUACUGCCCUGACGGCACCGACUGCAACAACAUUGACCACUUCCCCGAAGCGCAAGACAUCUGUGCCAUGAAGACGAGCGACAUAGCGCUUGAUUACCACAAAUGGGAGAACAGCGACUGGCAGCACUGUUACUUUGCCGAAAGGGGGGUAUUCAGUUGGGCGAUUAGCAGGUUUGCGCGGCUGUUUCCGCCUGCUACAGAGGUUGGAAUAGGUGAGGAUGUCGACUCUCAGGGAUUUGCUGCCUUUCGAGGCGAUGAAUUGCAGGGGGCCGGGCCGGCGACGCACAAUUGCUCCAGGGUGUAUUACUUUGCCCCUGACUGAAGUUAGGGUAGGUAGGUACCUACCGAGUUAGGCAGCGCGGUUAGUUGCUACACCACCAUUGGGAAAGGGAUUCUUAGUCGCUGUUUGUAAGAGCAUGAUGCAUCUGAAGGGUUCGUUGGGGGGGCCAUACUGUUGAAGGCUUCUCGCAUAGCAUGGAAGACAGCAGGUGCCGCUGAACUGGAGCAGGCCGGAGGGGGGUGUUAAGGGUGCUGACUAUGUAUUUUGAGGCAACUGACCUCGCUACACAGUGUCUUUCUAUUCAUUGCCGUACUAUGAUAUAUCAUUGCUCUCCCAAGUUGACCUAACUUUAACAACACCGCCCGCGGUGCCUGAAACCACCUCC
Molecule: messenger RNA, 925 nt
Organism: Chaetomium fimeti
Lineage: Eukaryota; Fungi; Ascomycota; Sordariomycetes; Sordariales; Chaetomiaceae
Exons: 3
Source: RefSeq, a predicted model, not a curated record